Molecule: messenger RNA, 795 nt
Organism: Trichomonas vaginalis G3
Lineage: Eukaryota; Parabasalia; Trichomonadida; Trichomonadidae
Exons: 1
Coding region: 1-795 (264 amino acids)
Source: RefSeq, a predicted model, not a curated record
AUGUUCAUAUACUGUCGUUCCACUGCAAAUGGCGGUGCAAUCACCUUCAUUGGCAGCAGUUCCAUCACAGAAGAUAGAUUUUAUGAUGAAGGAUCUGCAAACGUAGUUCAAGCAAGUGAUAAAUUUACUACCGCAAAUCAUGCAUAUUUAUACUUAGAUUCAACCGCAAGCUAUAUUAUGAAUCAAGGAUGUGUUUUUAAUUCUAAAACAAAUACAACAAACGUUGGAAAUAUUUUAGCUGAGAAUGGCGAUAAAACAAUAAAAUUUUAUAAUUGUUCUUAUUGUGAAUCUGGAUGUAACUCUGCUCUUCAUCUAAAGAUUUCGUCAAACAACCCUGAGAUUCUUUAUUGUAAUUUUAUAAGUGCUUCAUCAAUUAAAACAGCUUCUUGUUUUGUUGUUGAAGAAAAUAGUCAAGGAUCUAAAUAUACUGUAAAUCACAUGGUAAUGAUGAAUAAUACUCAAAAAGGAAAUGGAGGAAUAAUUGAAUGUUACAACUUAAAUUUAUACAUAAAUGAUGCAGUUAUUCUUGGAAAUCCUGGUAAUUCUUAUAUGUUUUAUAUCAACGGUGGGAAAAUUAUAAUUAGUAAUAGUAUUGUCGAUUAUAUGACAACCUCAACCGUAAAUGGUGCUUUCGAAAAGACAAAUGUCUCACAAAGUACUCCAUAUGGAUGGAAAUUUAGGCUAUUAUCUCCUCCAUAUAUGAGGCAUACAAAAAUAUGUACAUAUCAUAUCCAAUUUAAAUUUUGUGCAUUUUUAAAUUAUAAUAUGAUGUUGAUAUUUUUGUUUCUAGAUUAA